This is a messenger RNA of Naegleria lovaniensis, 999 nucleotides long. RefSeq lists its product as uncharacterized. Bases 1 to 999 code for a protein of 332 amino acids. Gene Ontology annotation, molecular function: monoatomic cation transmembrane transporter activity. NCBI's taxonomy places the organism in Eukaryota, Heterolobosea, Eutetramitea, Acrasida, Naegleriidae. The record is from RefSeq and is a predicted model, not a curated record. Gene Ontology annotation, cellular component: membrane. The transcript has a single exon. Gene Ontology annotation, biological process: transmembrane transport; monoatomic cation transport.
AUGUCCUCUUCAAAUUCUGAGAAGCAAUCUCUCAUCAAUGACCGAUACUAUACGAAAUAUGACGAUCUCCUCUCCGAAGCCAGCUCUUUCGACGAGCUAGAUAUAUCUUCGUCGGGCUGGAAGGAAGGCAUGCAACCAACACUUCGAUUCUCCAAGAUUGAAGACAUUCCAGAUAAGGUGAAAGAAGCCCUACAAAAGAAGCAGCAUUAUUAUGGAGCACAAUACAAUCCAAAGUUUGGAUUUUAUUUCUAUGAGACACCUUCAUUGGACAAUUUAAGCAGCCAACAAGCCCUAGAAUCCGUCGAUGUUGGUUCAGUCAUUAUUGAAAAUCAUUUUGAUCUCAAAAACAAAGGAGAAGAUUUGUGCGAAGCAUGUCACGAACUUGGAGAAAGCAGAACCUUAUUCGAAAAGGUUAAAUGCAAGGCCUGUCACAUAUGGGCUGAAUUUUUGGAUCAAUGUGAAUGGAGAGAAAAAUCCAAAGGAGAAAAGUUAUUCUUUCUACUCGUAUCUCCCAGUAUUUUGAUUAGAAAUUUAACCAUUCCCAAAGCAGAUCCUAACGAAUGGAACAAGCUUUGGGCAGUUUUGAACCCAAUUUUUAUGCCUCCAUUCAUGUUAUUUGCUCUAGGUUAUUUGAAUGUGAACGUUCCCAAUUCUGAAUUUCCAUUGUGGGCGCUACUAGCUUUGAUUGGUCUUGUCUUUUCUGUACUGAUCUUUUUCACAUCUAAGACAAGCAGAAAACCCAAGUAUCACAUUUUAAUAGUAGGCCUGUCAUUCAUCAUGUCCGUAGUAUGGAUUUACACCAUUGCCAAUGAAUUGGUCGACGUUUUGAAUUCUUUUGGAAUUAUGUGGAACAUGAGCGACUCGAUUCUCUCCAUUGCACUUUCUGCUGGAAACAGUUUGAGUGACAUGGCUGCUGACAUUGCUGUUGCAAGACAAGGAUUUGUAGAGAUGGCCGUUGCUGCAGCCCUGGCGUUCCCAACUACCACUUCGCUGGUGUAA